AUUCCUUUAGGAUCGAGUGUUAAGCAUGGAAACGAGGACAUCAACGGAAAACCCGAACACACCAUGAGGGAGCUCAGGUCCUCGCCCCAAGCCAGGGGGGAUAAUAAGGACCACCCCAGUAUCAAGGAACUGACCCGGGUUUUUGAACUGGGAGACUCAAGCAGAUCCAUUGGGAAGAAUGUAAAGCAGGAAAUGGCGACGGAGACUGAAGGAGAUCUCAAAGGGAGCAAAGAGAAGCCCAGCGUUUCAUCCCAGUUGAAGACAGACGAACUGGCCCAGAGUCUUAAGGAGCUGAGUGAGAUUUUUGAGUCGAAUGCUUCGGGGGAGGUGAGUGGAAAGGAAGCGAACUGUGAAGAUCCGGUGAAGAACGAAGACAAGCUCCAUCUUGUUUCAGGCCCUGAAGUCAGAGCUGAACAACAGGACCUGAGUGAGCGGAGGCAGAGUUUUGAGCUUAGUGAUGAGGACAGACCCAAUGAAGGGACAGUUGUAGUGGCCACCAAACCUGGAGAAAGCCCAGAGGGACUGAGAGACAAGAGCAUUGAAGAGUCUUUAGAUGACGGAACAAGUUGUGAAGACAGGGGUAGUUUGGAGGAGUCACUGCUGACCACACCAGCACUAUCACCGAGCACGUUACCGAGCUCAGAUAGUCAAGCCACCUCGGUGCUCAGCUCCCCGCACUCGAGUGAAGGUAAAGAUGAAUCAAUGUCAAAUUGUGAUACCAAUUCCCCCAGCGAGCAGACAGACACUAGUGCCUCCUCAGCCAGUCUCGCUGUUCAAGAUCCCAUGGAAAACGGGCAAGAAUGUAUUAAAAGCACAACAAAGGGAAUGGGCGAGUUUGGCGAGACGUCCAUUGAGAUCGGACAGGAGGACGAGGACCGAUUGACCGCCAGCCAGGAUACCUCAGAUGUGGCUGAGGAAGCUCUGGUGAGGGACAUUGGAGUGGCUAUGUCUGCCUCAUCCAGCGAGGAUUACAAUUCUUGUUUAGACAGUGAUAUCUCAGAGGAAAUGUCUACUGUUCUGGAGGACAGUGAUGAGGCUGACAGGGAUCAGCUCCAGUCGCUUGAUGUUUCUCACCGAGAGGAUGAGAAGGGAAUCGCUGCGGAAACACUCCAGAUUGAGAGGAAAGAGACAGAAACUGAUGAGAAUUCAGAGGUUUCCAGAGCAAACCAGGAUGGUGUGAUUGCUGAUGAACCAGCUGAAAAUAAGGAAGAUAUCAAGACGGAGAAUCCAUCACUCAAUAUUGGGGAGCAAGAUACAAAGGAACAAGUGGCUUUGGACCCUGAGGUGGACAAGACAUUCAAUUCUGAGGUGGACAAGAUGAUGGACAUGACUUUGAAUCCGAAGAUGGCCAUUAAGAAUUCCUCUAAUAAGACCACUCUUGCAAAGGAAACGGCGAAAGCAAAAGGCCCCAGUAAAAGUCCGUUGGCCAAACUGUUUGGCUUCAGUGACUCAGGUAACGCCAAGAAGACAACAGCAGAACAACUCAAACCACACAAACCCAACUCACAAUCAGCAUCCAAUCUGGAGAAAACUCAGGAACAAAAGGUUUCACAUCCAGAGAAAUCUCAGGAAAAAAUCAUCUUCGAUCUGGAGAAAGCUCAGGAACAGAAGGUUUCAGAUCCAGAGAAAUCUCAGGAAAAAAUCACCUCUGAUCUAGAGAAGUCUCAGGAAAAAAUCACCUUCAAUCUGGAGAAAGCUCAGGAACAGAAGGUUUCAGAUCCAGAGAAAUCUCAGGAACAAAUCACCUCUGAUCUAGAGAAGUCUCAGGAAAAAAUCACCUUUGAUCUGGAGGAAGCUCAGGAACAAAAGGUUUCAGAUCUAGAGAAAUCUCAAGAAAAAAUCACCUCUGAUCUAGAGAAAUCUCAGGAAGAAAUCACCUUCGAUCUGGAGAAAGCUCAGGAACAGAAGGUUUCAGAUCCAGAGAAAUCUCAGGAAAAAAUCACCUCUGAUCUAGAGAAGUCUCAGGAAAAAAUCACCUUCGAUCUGGAGAAAGCUCAGGAAAAAAAGGUUUCAGAUCCAGAGAAAUCUCAGGAACAAAUCACCUCUGAUCUAGAGAAAUCUCAGGAAAAAAUCACCUCUGAUCUGGAGGAAGCUCAGGAACAAAAGGUUUCAUAUCCAGAGAAAUCUCAAGAAAAAAUCACCUGUGAUCUAGAGAAAUCUCAGGAACAAAUCACCUCUGAUCUAGAGAAAUCUCAGGAAAAAAUCAUCUCCAAAGUGGAGAAAUUUCAGAAACAAGGAGCCUCCGAUUCAAAGAAAACCUCUAAGGAGCCAGAGGUAAAGGAGGAUGGGAGCGAGGACCUCCUGGUCCUGAGCGGAUCACAAACAUCAAGCGAGCAUUCGACAGAGGCUAGCCUCAACACAUCGCUGACCGAACUCCCCAUUGAACCAACCAAAACCACUACGGAGCAGACACAGCCCAACUCUGUCAUGGGCAAAAUGGCUGGAACUAACGCGGUUGAAAGCAGACCCACUGGGGGGAACGUGGCAAGCGAUGUCACCGACCUUUUCGACCCACUCAGUCAAGAUCCCAACCCCGGCACGGAACCCAGCCAGCAACCCAACAGCAGCCCCAACUCUGCUGACCUCUUGGACUUCGAAGACCGUGGUUAAUCUGCAGAGCAAUUCACAGUCCACCAAAAAAUUACUUUGAGCCUUGUAACUGUUUAAGGAAAACCUCAAUGUGUUAUCUAUUUCUCACACCCCACUCCUCGACCUGCGACCCGCUUUGCUUGGCUGGCUCCAACCUCCUGCUUGUCCCUCGUCCCCUCCACUCCACCAUUGCAUUUCAGCCACUACGCCCCCAAAACUCUGGAACUCCCUUCUUUGUGUGUCUUCAGAUCAAAUCUGAAGACCUUCCUCUUUGACCGCACUUACUGGCUCAGCUUCAGGCUCUGCCACUGUUCACUCUCCGAGUCGCUACCCUGCGUGAAGGGCGCUGUGUAAAUGCAAGUUGUUGUUCAUCCUCAACCAAUGUUCAUCCUUAAUCAUUUAGUCACGAGAGUAUCAGUUAGAAGACAGUCCUUCAACCCAUAUGAUCUCAUCCUUUCACAUACUACCGUCCACUCACUACACCAUUGAACAGUUUAUUAAACGACACAGUAGGAGGUGACUGGAAGGUAUCAAUGUAAGACAGUUUGCAAAUUAGCCCACGGGAGAGGUUAGGAGGAUGUUUUUCUAUGGACAAUAAUAAUCCUUGCGUUUGAUAUAGUGGCUUAUCACGUCUUCGAGAUGUCUCAAAGCGCUUCACAGAAUAUACCGUACAGCGAAUUGACUGUGUAUUUUGUGGGCGAAACGCAGCAGCCAAUCGUGCACAGCAGCGUCCCCACAAACAGUCGCGGAUUGAGUGACAUUUUUUUCAAGGGAUUAUUACCCCUGGAAAGCGAUCUGACAAUCAAUUAACAACCGGGUUCCUACUUACUGCUGAGUAAACAGAGGCGCGUGGAGUAAGGAAACGUGCCCAAGGUUUGCGAGUCAAACCCGGGUCCCCUCACUUGCGAAGUGAGCGUGAUAACCACUGCACUACAGGACUAUUCAGCCCAUCAGCCAUCAGCUAGAGUGCUCUAACCAAUAUAUUACUUGGAUUGUAAGCUCAACAAAUGCAGGCUUGAACCUGCCAACACGUUGACGAACCCCCAGCAUUACCUCUGAUCCGGUUUGUCUCCACUAUAAAUGCCAGGCAAUGAAUCGAUGUCUCGUUGGCCAUCUCCACAUGAACGACAAGAGAAUCCCGGACUCUGCUCAUUAAAAAUCCAGUGGAAGACCACCGAGCGAUUCAGUCUCCAUAAUUACAGCUGCGGGAAGGAAACGGGACCGGGAACUGUGCCGUCUCCCCGUGAAAAAAAAGACUCAAUCCCGUCGUGUUAAUAUUGUUGAGCUGAGCUAGACCACUCGGGACAGUUUGUGACAGUGACGCUCAGUAGGAACUGGAGGAGGUCAUUCAGCCCCUUGAGCCUGUUCCGCCAUUCUAUUAGAUCCUGGCUGAUCCGUACCUCAACUCCAAUAGCCCACCUUCGCUCCAUAUCCCUUGACACCCUGACCUAACAAACACCUCUCCACCUAAGCCUCGAACAUUUCAAUUGAACCAACAUCCAAAGCCUUUUGAGGGAGAGUUCCGGAUUUCCACUACACUUUUGCGGGAAGAACGGCUGUUAAAUCAUUAAAUAGUUGACGCUGAUCGAUAA
Molecule: messenger RNA, 4181 nt
Organism: Callorhinchus milii (elephant shark)
Lineage: Eukaryota; Metazoa; Chordata; Chondrichthyes; Chimaeriformes; Callorhinchidae
Product: cell surface glycoprotein 1-like
Exons: 1
Coding region: 64-2610 (848 amino acids)
Source: RefSeq, a predicted model, not a curated record